Molecule: messenger RNA, 2673 nt
Organism: Patiria miniata (bat star)
Lineage: Eukaryota; Metazoa; Echinodermata; Asteroidea; Valvatida; Asterinidae
Product: DNA replication licensing factor mcm5-like
Exons: 16
Coding region: 174-2390 (738 amino acids)
Biological process (GO): DNA replication; DNA replication initiation; double-strand break repair via break-induced replication
Cellular component (GO): MCM complex; nucleus
Molecular function (GO): ATP binding; single-stranded DNA helicase activity; DNA replication origin binding
Source: RefSeq, a predicted model, not a curated record
CUAUUUUCGCGCCGAAUUCGACACGUGAAGAAUUUUCCCGGGAAACACACUGUCCGACGCGCGCACACAUACAGGUCUAUGUGACAAGGGCACAGGCAUUUAAAUCGGCGAACCAGCAGUGGACUGAAAGUAAAGUUGGCUGAGGGAGAAAUUUUCCUGUUUUGAAAAGAAAGAUGUCUGGUUUUGAUAAUCAAGGGGUCUUUUACUCCGAUAAUUUUGGAUCGGAGGGAAUUCAGGAAGAUGGGCAAGUUAAUCGCAUGGCUGUGCAGCGUCGAUUUAAAGAUUUUCUUCGAAAAUUUCACGAUGCAAACUUCACGUACAAAUACAGAGAUGAGCUAAAGCGACACUACAAUCUGGGCCAGUUCUGGCUGGAUGUAAAUCUUGACGAUGUGGCCAGCUUUGAUGAAGAUCUGGCUGAUAAACUCAAGAAAAAUCCUGCAGAAUUUUUGCCAUUUUUUGAGGAUGCGGCUAAAGAGAUGGCGGACGAGGUCACCAGGCCACGCCCAGAAGGGGAGGAGGGAGUCCAGGAGGAAGUCGAGGAUAUUCAAAUUAUGUUGAACUCCGAGGCUAACCCGAUCUCCAUCAGAAACCUGAAGUCGGACCAGGUGUCUCGACUGAUCAAGAUACCGGGCAUUGUAAUCGCUGCGUCGGCCAUCAGGGCUAAGGCAACCAAGAUCACCAUUCAGUGCCGAGGAUGUCGUAACUUCAUCCCCAAGCUGUCUGUUAAACCAGGACUGGAGGGGUACACCAUGCCACGCAAGUGUAACGCGGAUCAAGCAGGCCGACCCUCAUGCCCCUUGGAUCCAUACUUCAUUGUCCCAGAUAAGUGCAAGUGUGUGGACUACCAAGUCCUGAAGUUACAGGAGUGUCCCGAGGAUGUACCCAAUGGUGAAUUGCCCAGGCACAUCCAGUUGUACUGCGACAGAUAUUUGUGUGAGCGUGUUGUCCCCGGUAACCGUGUCACCAUCAUGGGCGUGUACGCUAUCAAAAAGAUGGGACCAGUUUCAAAGAGGUCACGUUCAGACAAGGUGGCCGUGGGCAUUCGUAGCCCUUACAUCCGCGUGGUGGGCUUUGAGGUAGACACGGAGGGUCCGGGCCGUAGCUCUGGUGUUCCCCUCUUAUCGGAGGAAGAAGAGGAAUUCCGUCAACUGGCCGCCAAUCCCAACGUCUACGAGCUCAUUGCAAAGAGCAUAGCGCCCUCUAUCUACGGCAGCAUCGAUAUAAAGAAGGCCAUUGCCUGUCUCCUGAUUGGUGGAUCCCGUAAGCGUAUGCCCGACGGUUUGACGCGCCGUGGGGACAUCAAUCUCUUGUUGCUUGGCGACCCCGGAACGGCCAAGAGUCAGCUGCUGAAAUUUGUGGAGAAAGUUUCGCCAAUUGGGGUUUAUACAUCAGGUAAAGGAAGCAGUGCAGCUGGUCUGACGGCCUCUGUUAUCAGAGAUCCACAAUCUCGGAAUUUCAUAAUGGAGGGCGGGGCCAUGGUCUUGGCUGACGGGGGCGUGGUCUGCAUCGACGAAUUUGACAAGAUGCGAGAGGACGAUCGCGUGGCUAUCCAUGAGGCCAUGGAGCAACAGACCAUCUCCAUUGCCAAGGCAGGCAUCACUACCACGCUCAACUCGAGGGCUUCGGUCCUGGCCGCGGCCAAUUCGGUGUUCGGACGCUGGGAUGACACUAAGGGAGACGAUAACAUUGACUUCAUGCCUACCAUUCUGUCGCGUUUUGAUAUGAUCUUCAUUGUCAAGGAUGAGCAUGAUGAGGAAAAAGACAUGAGGCUCGCAAAGCACGUAAUGAACGUCCACAUGACAGCGCAAGGCAUGGCUCAACAAGGCCCUUCACAGGAAGGAGAACUUCCCCUCAACUUCCUCAAGAAGUUUAUCUCCUACGUCAGAAAUAAGUGUGGACCUCGCAUCUCCGAAGGGGCAGCCGAGAAACUGAAGAACCGCUACGUUUUGAUGCGCAGCGGAGCGCGAGAACACGAGAGGGAGACAGACAAGAAGACCAACAUUCCAAUCACUGUCAGGCAACUUGAGGCUAUUAUCCGCAUCACUGAGUCCCUGGCCAAGAUGCAGUUGAAGCCUUUUGCCUCAGAGGCCCAUGUGGAUGAGGCGCUGCGUCUCUUCCAAGUAUCCACCCUGGAUGCAGCCAGGACAGGCAACCUAUCAGGUGUUGAAGGAUUCACAACCCAGGAGGAUCAAGAAGAACUGAACAGGAUUGAGAAACAACUGAAACGCCGCUUUGCUAUCGGCUCACAGGUCUCGGAACACUGCAUCAUUCAAGACUUCCUGCGCCAGAAAUAUCCCGAGCGUUCCAUCUACAAGGUUCUGCAUCUGAUGAUGCGAAGAGGGGAAAUUCAGUACCGCAUGCAACGUAAGAUGCUGUACCGCUUGAAGUAAGAAGUGGAAGCGGGGUUGGAAAAGUGUGAAUAACAGUGUCAAGACUGAAAAACUUUUACUUUGUCAAGAUCACUUCAAGCCGGUAUAAAUUGUUGCACAUAUGUGUCUAAAAUUCAUAACUUAUGAAGGUGUAAUGUUAUGCCAAGGUUGAAUGAUCAGCCACUUCUGGACUGGUUCCUGUCCUGUAGUCAAGAACAUACAAUAUUUCAGGGUACCAGUCUAAACUGCUUCAUUAUAGGACAGUUUUGUUUAUAGAUGAAAAGGUCAUCAUGGAAAAGGUAGA